CAUUUCGUCAAAUUUCCCUGGCAAGUGCAAGUAAAAGUUUAAAUUGAUAUUUGUAGGUGAAAAAAACUCUUCUUCUCGCAAUCGUCACAUCGGAUGAGUUUGCGUGCUUCUCUUCCGCGCACCUCAGGCACGCCGCCGUUUGCCGGUUCACAGCAGCAGCAGCAGCAGCAUCGAUCGAGGCGAUUAUCUUUUGGAAGUGUCUCUUUUGCCACUACGUUUGCGAAGCCUCACUUUUUGCACCGUUAUCUACCGAAUAACUCCGAUCAUCAUCUCCGGCGGUCCUCUGCGAUCUUCAUGUCAUCCGAAGACGGAAAACACAUCUCUUCCCAACCAUUUGAGCUCCAAAAUGAGUUCGAUUUCGAGAAAAUCGUUGAUUCCAAUGGUUAUCUCUCCAUAUGCGGUUUUGGUUCUCUACUGUCUGAGCGCAGUGCGAGAAGUACAUUUCCAGAUUUGAUCAAUUUUAGAGUUGCUAGAUUGAGCGGAUUCAGACGUGUUUUUGCCCAUGUAGCUCCAAUUUUCUUUGAACGUGGCAUCGCAAUUCCUGAAACGAAGGAAAUAUCGAGCUUAAGUGUUGAGCAAUGUGAUGGUGAGACUCUGGUUAUUACCAUCUUCGAGAUCAAAAGAGCAGAGAUUCCUUCUUUCAUCGAGAGGGAGCACGAGUUUCGGUUCUUAGCUGUUGCUCCUCAAACCCUAGAUGAGAAGCCAUUAAUCCUUCCAGCGGUUCUUUGUGCAAGAUAUACUGAUGAGGAAUAUUUUCAGAAUAGGUGCAAAGGAAGUCACGAGAUCUAUUUCAAUCGAUACGGUAGACAUAAUAUCGACAAGAUUUGGCGUGAUGAUGUUUUACCUUGCCGCGUGUACCUCCGACAUUGUGUGUUGGCAGCAAAGAAUCUUGGCAAAGAAGCCUACAACAACUUCUUAGACCACACAUUCCUUGCCGAUCGCGAAACAACAAUUGGAGAGUACUUGAGAACGACGGGUGCAGGAAUAAUGGAAGAGGAACCUCCAGAAUUGCUCAAGUUUCGCUAUGGUGGAUGAUCCAUGAUUGUUAGUUAAUUAGCAUUAGCUUGUUGUCAUUGCCAGCUAACAACACAUUGCAGCAAUACAAACUGUAAGUGUUAUGUAUCAUCCCAUGUUAAUUUAUUUGAAUUAAAUUACUAAUAUAUGCUUAAGGAUAAUUUGAUAUAUUCGUGGAUAAUUUGAAAAGAUUGAUUGAUUUUUAUGA
Messenger RNA from Impatiens glandulifera, 1222 nucleotides. RefSeq lists its product as uncharacterized. The transcript has 8 exons. The record is from RefSeq and is a predicted model, not a curated record. Lineage: Eukaryota; Viridiplantae; Streptophyta; Magnoliopsida; Ericales; Balsaminaceae. Bases 94 to 1035 code for a protein of 313 amino acids.